AUGUCAAACUUUCAGCCUCAUUUGUGCUUGAAAGGUAUUAAGUCUAGAUUACAAUGUUCUUAUUUUACAGGUACACCUGCAAUUAAAGUUUUAAUGCCUGCACUUUCUCCUACAAUGGAAGAAGGAAACAUUGUGAAAUGGUUAAAGAAGGAAGGUGAAAUGGUGAAUGCUGGAGAUGCACUGUGUGAAAUUGAAACAGACAAAGCAGUGGUUACCAUGGAAUCAAGUGACGAUGGCAUAUUGGCAAAAAUACUGGUAGAAGAAGGAAGCAAAAAUGUACGCUUGGGCUCCCUAAUUGGUCUGCUGGUAGAAGAAGGACAGGAUUGGAAGCAGGUUGAAAUACCAGCUGAUGCUAAUGAUCCAUCUUCUCUGGCAACACCUGCAGCUGCUGUUACCUCAACUCCUGCAAGUCCUUCGGUUUCAGCCCCUCCUAAAGUGGAACAUCAACCUGGAAAACUGCAGUUUCGCUUAAGUCCUGCAGCUCGCAACAUUGUGGAGACGCAUGGGCUUGAUCCAAGCAGCGUUACGCCUUCUGGGCCUCGAGGAAUCUUCACUAAAGAGGAUGCUCUUAAACUUCUGCAAGGGAAGCAGAAGGGUAAACCCAGUGAAUUGAAACCUGUGGUUUCUCCGGCUACUCCUCAGCCUACUGCAGUGCCUUCUGUUUUGCCGGCAACAGCUGUGGCUUCUGCUUAUCCAAGGCCAAUAGUUCCACCAGUUUCUACACCAGGACAACCUGCUGCACCGGGAACAUUCACAGAAAUACCAGCUAGCAACAUCCGAAGAGUUAUUGCGAAGAGAUUAACAGAGUCUAAAACUACUAUACCUCAUGCAUAUGCUGCUGCUGACUGUGACAUUGAUGCUAUUUUGAAAUUAAGAAGUGAAUUGGCUAAAGAUGACAUUAAAGUAUCUGUAAAUGAUUUUAUUAUCAAGGCAGCUGCAGUUACCCUCAAGCAAAUGCCAGAUGUGAAUGCAACAUGGGAUGGAGAAGGCUGCAGGCAGCUGCACUCCAUUGACAUUUCUAUUGCUGUGGCAACAGACAGAGGUCUCAUUACACCAAUCAUAAAAGAUGUUCCUGCCAAAGGAAUACAGGAAAUUGCUGCCUCUGCAAAGGCUCUAGCAAAGAAAGCAAGAGAUGGAAAACUGUUACCUGAAGAGUACCAGGGAGGAUCUUUCAGUAUCUCCAACCUAGGUAUGUUUGGCAUCAACGACUUCAUUGCAGUCAUAAACCCACCACAGGCCUGCAUCCUAGCCGUGGGUCGAGCAAGACCAGAGCUCAAGAUUGUGGAAGAUGAAGAAGGGAAUGAGAAACUUAAGCAGCAUCAGCUCAUGACAGUGACUCUCUCAAGUGAUGGUCGUGUAGUAGAUGAUGAACUGGCCUCAAAGUUUCUGGAAACCUUGAAAGCUAACAUUGAGAAUCCAAUACGUCUCGCCUUGUGUUGAACUCAGUGAAGAUUGCUUCCUGAUUUGAUUGAUUCCUGAUUUCACUGAACUCAGUGAAGAUUGAUUCCUGAUUUGACAGAACUGUUACAGAAAAACAAACCCAAGUAAGAAUAGAGAGAGUAAAUAGUGUGAGAUAGACAGUUAAAAUAUUUAAUUUAUUGAAUUAACAUGGAAAAUAUAAAUUUUCAUGCUUUUAGUCAUUUCCAGUGACCAGUUUUUAUAUUGUAAAGCUAAAGACCUUAAAGUUAGCACAUUACAUUUCUUUAAACAUUUAGUACUAAUAGCACAUAACGUGUGCAUAGAAAUUAAAUUUCUUCUGUAAAGAAAAGCUUAAAAAACAAAACUAUAUAAAAUUUAAAAGGGAAUCGAGGUACUUUUAAGGGCUAAAUAUCUAGCUUUUACAGUGAGGUAAGCACGAACUGUGAUUAAGCAAUAUGCUGCUGAGUCCUGAUCAAUACUGAGGUUGUGGAAUAGCUGACUUCAAUUGCUGCAGUAGUUUCUUUCAGUUUGCAACAGGCUUCUAGCACAUUUUACUAUCCAGCUUAGACUGAAGAAAAGUUUGUGAAAUUUUAACGAAGAUUUCAUUGAAUUCUGACAUAAGAGCAAAGAAGUCAUAAACCAAUUAAAGGUUUUGUUUAGUUACAUUACAGAUUUAACUGUUCUUUAUCACCUUUACUCUAAGCUAUACUGGGCAAAGUGAGAUGAGUGUGGAGAUGAAUAAGGAAGAGAAAUGACAGGAAGUUCUGAGAAAUACUAAAUUAGAUCUUAGAUAAGAAUGUAAUUUCACAGAAUGUGAAGUAACCUGAUGGAAUCUCCAGCUACAUUUAUAUAAUUAGAUCUCAUUAAUACACUUUUAAAUAGUAGCUGAAUCUAUCUUUUUUCAGUAUUGUAAGAUUGCUGCUUUAUUUCAUACUAUGCGGAGGGUGGGGAUGAGAAUAAACUUGUCUGAAAUGGAUGAUAUCUCACUGGUUUUAGAUUUCACGGAUUCUAGUUUGAUGUCACCAACAUCUGAGGAAAACAGAAUUUUGUGCACCAGUUAAUUAGUAAUACGUUUUACUUUGGUUUAAUAAAAAAAAAAAAGAAAAAGAAAGUAAUCAUUGAAUUUAGCAGCUGUCCCAACUCAGAAAUCAUCUUCAGUACCACAAAAUGUGAAAAAUAUUGUUUUUGGGUGUUCAUUGAUAUACUGUUGUUAACUUAAAACCCAAGGCAAUUAUGCCAGCACUGUUGUGAUGGAAAAAGUGGCUUUGAUCAGAGGUUGCAGUAUAAAAGGUCAUUUUUUGCACACUGAAAAUCUGCUGAUUAAUUCUGUUUUUCCAAUGCAUUAAUGACGUAGGUGUGAAAUAAUCCAUUGUGAGUCAUAUAUUGAAUGAUAACUCAGCUGGAGGAAUAUGUUCAGUGGCAUGAAGCUUAAGUGAACAGAGAUAGUUUUCUUCCUAUAGAUAAAUAUGUAUGUGUUUGUAAUGAAGUAACUGCAUUUACAGAACCUGAUUAUAUAAGUUCAGUUGAAUUCUGAGAGUCUGUAUUAUUCUGGUUGUUUUUGUUAAGUUUUGGUUAUUUUACAGAUUUGUAGAACUUGUUUAUUGAGCUGCUGCCGUAAUUAAAAAGAUAAUUGCAAGACAAAAACUUUAGUUAAUGCUGAGUUCAGCGUUUUCACUAAAUGUUUACUACUUUGUCUUGUUAUGAUGCCAUAAAUUUCCUAAAUUGUUAAUGUAACAGUAGGGAGGAAAGAAACUUCUGAUUACCAGGUUUAGUCUACUGUGUAAUAAUGGACAUAUGCAUUGGUAUUUCCUGGAGUUUUACGCUAAUCAAUUCUAUUCAUGAUUGUGUGCUGAAGAUUGAUAUUUCUCAAUAGUGUUGGUGUGUGAACCCCAGCACUUCUAUAACCUACUCCCUGCCUGGCCACAGCUAUGGGCUGCAUGACUGAUGUGCAUAUAAAACUGUAAUUCCAUGUGUUUGUGUUCGUGUAGUGCAAGUCAGUGUAUUGCUUUUUGUUUGGAGCCACUGAAAGGCACUGUUGUGUGUGUAUACAUAUCAUUUGUUGUGCCGUUUCGUUCAUGUGAGUGCUAAUACUUCCCUUAUUUGACACAAAUAGGUAAAGACAAUGCAACUUCUUUUCCAGGUUAAAUAAACCUGAAACAACUUUUGAACGGGGCAAAUCUGUCAGUAAGGCUAAUGCAAGUUUUAAGUCUGUUUCCUUUAUAUAUGCCUGCUAGCCAGCCUUGUCAUUUGACAGAAAAAGGAUGUGUGUGAUUUGUCAGUCAUCAGCAUGUGAAGGACCUCUGGAAUUUAGUCAUAUUACAGUAACAGUCAGAUCUCAAAUAAAUGCAUCUCCAUAAGUAAUUGUACCAUUCAACAACAUUUACACCUUUAGCAAAAGUGAGAUAUUACUAGCUGCUCACACAAAUCAUAAUAAACAAUGACUUUCUUUAUUCAAGAAAUCAAGAAUUUGGUAAUGAGGCCAAUGGUUGAAAUGGCCCAGAAAAUGAACCAUGUAAAAUGUUUAUGCUUACUUUUGAAGCAAGUUUGCCUUGGAGUAAAAAUUUCACAGAUAAAAGUACAAAUUUUUGUGUUUUAUUCUUUAGAAUGACAUCUACCAACAUCUCUUUUAGGUACCUGAGCAAGAAAUACCAUGAAAACCUCUCUUUUUUUCUUGAGUUAAAACACUAAAAUUUAAAAUUUGAGGUCUGUGUUAUUGUUGGCUGGGAAAUGUCUGCCUUCAGGAUAUGCUUGGUGAAAAUUGCUUUCUUUGUAUAAUUUUCCUCUGAAGAAGGCAUAGUUAGGAAAACUAAAGGAUAGCUAUUUUGGACAUUGUGAUUGUUGGCAAGUCAUGAACUGCACAUGGUACACUUCAAUCCUUAAUUUUACUCUCAGAAUCUUUGGCUUUUUUUAUUUCUUUUUUCUGCCAUGUAUUCCUUUUGCAAUAAAAUUUCUGGAAUGAA
This is a messenger RNA of Meleagris gallopavo (turkey), 4379 nucleotides long. Lineage: Eukaryota; Metazoa; Chordata; Aves; Galliformes; Phasianidae. The record is from RefSeq and is a predicted model, not a curated record.